Molecule: messenger RNA, 294 nt
Organism: Rhododendron vialii
Lineage: Eukaryota; Viridiplantae; Streptophyta; Magnoliopsida; Ericales; Ericaceae
Product: pyrophosphate-energized vacuolar membrane proton pump-like
Exons: 3
Coding region: 1-294 (97 amino acids)
Source: RefSeq, a predicted model, not a curated record
AUGGCUGCACUUAGGAGAGGAAGUGGAGGUAUUCAUGCAAAAGCUGCUGAUGUUGGUGCCAAUAUUAUAGACAAGGUCGAGUUCUCCCAUUUUUCACUCUCCGUGAUAACUGAAAAUGAUGGUGAUAUUGCCGGUAUAGUGGUAUGCGAUAUGAACUAUUCGGUCCUCACUCAAAAUCAACAUGUGCUGCUCUUGUUUUUGGCUCCAUCUCCUCAUUUGGAAGCAACUAUGACUGCAAUGCUAUCUUUGCUCAUUAGUUCUGCAGGUAUCCUUGUUUGUUUGCUCAUCAUGUGA